This is a messenger RNA of Symsagittifera roscoffensis, 1572 nucleotides long. Its product is annotated as putative ammonium transporter 1. Gene Ontology annotation, cellular component: plasma membrane. The record is from RefSeq and is a predicted model, not a curated record. The transcript has a single exon. Bases 1 to 1572 code for a protein of 523 amino acids. NCBI's taxonomy places the organism in Eukaryota, Metazoa, Xenacoelomorpha, Acoela, Convolutidae. Gene Ontology annotation, biological process: ammonium homeostasis; ammonium transmembrane transport. Gene Ontology annotation, molecular function: ammonium channel activity.
AUGAAUUCUUCAACGGACACUACUCCCUUUUUAACUGCUGAGGAAUGGAAAGCCUUCAAACACAACAUGAACGACUUCUACAUCAUCAUGACCUCGAUGUUGAAGUUCCUAAUGCAAGCCGGCUUUGCUUUUCUCGAAAUGGGAGCGGUCCGAUCCAAGAACACGACAAACAUUCUUAUGAAGAAUAUUCUAGAUUCCGCAAUCGGUAGUCUAGUCUACUGGAUCUUCGGAUAUGCUCUGGCAUUUGGAGAAGAAUCCAACUUCUUUUGCGGCUAUUCGAACUUUCUGCUAAUUGACCUGACGCCUGAUAUGUAUUCGAACUACUUUUUUCACUUCGUGUUUGCGGCGACAGCGACUACUAUUGUCUCGGGCGCGAUGGCCGAACGAACCCAAUUCUCGGCCUAUUUUGCGUACAGCUUUGUGAUAACUGGAAUCGUUUAUCCAAUAGUUUCCCACUGGGCCUGGGCGGACAAUGGAUGGCUCAAGGUUGACUGUUGGUGGGAAGGAAUCGAGUUCGUGGACUUCGCCGGAUGUGGAGUGGUGCACAUGGUCGGUGGAAUGGCUGGACUUAUGGGAACUCUGGCUCUCGGACCCCGGUUAGACCAGUACGUAGACGGAAAACGACAGAGAGUGAAGGGCCAUACAGUACCUAUGAUGUCCCUAGGCGCUUUCAUCCUGUUUUUUGGAUUCUUCGCAUUCAACGGUGGAUCUCAAGCCAGUAUAACUGAGGAAGGAGACGGAAACGCAAUCGCCAACAUCCUCAAAAACACUAUCCUAUCCGGAUCAUGUGGAGGACUUUUUGUAGUGCUGUUGUUUUACAUCGUGAACAGAAAAUUCACACUCCUUGGAUGCAUCAACGGAAUGAUCACUGGCAUGGUUGCGAUUGGCGCCGGAUGUGACGUCAUUGACCAUUGGGGAGCUUGUGUAGUGGGGCUGAUUGGCGGGUUCAUCUUCGUGUUCUAUAGCGAGCUCCUGUUCAAACUCGGAGUUGACGAUCCCCUGGACGCCAUGGCCGUGCACUUCGGGGGAGGUUCCUGGGGUCUGAUUGCAGUCGCGUUAUUCGCCAAGAACACCGGUAUUGUCUACCAAUGGGACGAGCAUUCGCUCAAAGUCUUGGCCUGGAAUGUAGUCGGAGGGUUGGCUUUGACUGCGUGGACUAUCGCUACAACUGGACCGAUGUUCUUUGGACUGAAAUACAUGGGACUUUUGAGGGUCUCGGAGGAAGUGGAGCGACAUGGCCUGGACUUGAUGGAGCACGGAGAGGAAGCCUACCCUGGCGACGCUUACCUAGUGGAAGACGUCUUUAAGAAGCUCUUGCUUCGCGGAAACUCGGCGAUAACCGGCGAUUUUCAGGACGAGUUGGUAGAACGUGAACACAUUUCGGUCGAAGAGGUGAAAAGAAAGGAAAGCCAAGGUCAGCAAGCGGCAAGGAAGUCCGGAGACUCAACUGUUGUUGAAAUGUCUCAAAUGAAUGGAGGAUACGCCCCUUCUCCCCCACAACAAACCAAAAAAGAAGGCGGCGCUAUUGAAAAUGUCAAAUUCAGAUUGAGAUCCGACGAGGAGAAAUUUUAA